Messenger RNA from Zootoca vivipara (common lizard), 11959 nucleotides. RefSeq names its product threonyl-tRNA synthetase 2, mitochondrial (gene TARS2). The record is from RefSeq and is a predicted model, not a curated record. Lineage: Eukaryota; Metazoa; Chordata; Lepidosauria; Squamata; Lacertidae. Gene Ontology annotation, cellular component: cytoplasm; mitochondrion. Gene Ontology annotation, molecular function: ATP binding; threonine-tRNA ligase activity. Gene Ontology annotation, biological process: threonyl-tRNA aminoacylation.
GUUGCGGGGGGGGACGAGGGGGGCCGAGAGUCCGAUGUUCAUUGGGCUGAACAGCAAGCAACUUCAGACCAUCUUCUUGAUUGUAUAUUAACACGAUUUAAUAAAAUACCCUAGUUUGAAUGUUUUAUAUAUGCAGACAUAUAAAUAUAUAUAAAUAUAUAUAUAUAUACUUCUUGUAAAUAAGCCCUCUCUUAAGUGUGCAAUAGGUGCAUAAGGUUGAGAACAGGACCCCCACCCACCCACCCAUCUCUUCCUUGCUUUGCAACCUGGAAUCGGAGCCGGAAGGGGUUGCUUCUGCGUCGGCCCAGCCUGGAGGGGGAAGGACAGAGCAGACGGAAGAACCGCCUCCGAUUUCCAAAAGACCCACAGCGCUCCCCAUUGGAGGAAGUCUUGACUGUUGCUCUUUUAAUUUAUGCAUCUUGUCUCUCUGUUGGAAGGAGGUCUGGAAACCAAUUCCAAGGCUUAAAACACGAUCGGAGCAGUGUGGUUUUUUUGUUUUUUUUUAGGUUCUCUCUCUCUCCACCCCCCCCCCCGCCCUCUCUCCCUCCUUCCUUAUUUUUGUAUUGUAUACUAAUAAAGUGUUCUUGACUUGUUGUGGCCUCCAUUUCUAGGAGAAAAGGGACCCAGCUCUCUGCCCUGUGGAUUGGGCUCCAAGGCAGCUUGUGAUACAUUUUAUUUUACUUUUGGGGGGAAAAUGGGGAUUGUGCAUCUUGACCAUUCCUGGCCUGCAGAUAAUUCUGAAAGAAAUCGAAUGGGUGUUUUUUUGUUUUGUCAAAUCUUUGUUUCCAUUGUUGGGCAAAGCUCAUUUUGCCUCUGUGUCCAACCCCUACCCCCUUUUGCUUCUUGGUUAUAAAAUGUUAAAAGCUCUUUUUUUAAAAAAAAAAAUCACUGUUUUGAGGCUAAGAAUUUGGUAGACGGGUAGUUUUAAAAAUAAUUGUAAACAUCUGUUUGGGGUGGAGUGCACGAGAACCCACAUUUACCCUCUUCAGAAGGUGCAGUCUUGCUGGAACAAACGAGUCUUCUAAAAUGCAGCUAAGUCUGGCACUUCUGGCUUCCGACCUGGGCUGCGGUGACCUUUUGAAGGCUGCAGCACAAAUUUGACUAUAUUUUCAUAAAUGGAUGGACUUGCGGCAUGGCAAGGUAUCAGGAAGGGAUCUGCGUGCCUCCAGUUGAACUCAAAAAGACACUGCUGCCUUAUGAUAAUACCCCCCCUACCCUAAUGAUAAGGAGAGCUUUAUUUUUACUACUUGUGGUACAAAAGAGAAGGUGGCCUUUCGAAAAUGUGUUUGUGUGCGUCUGCUUGCACUCGCAAUCUCAGGCAAUAGCAGCAGUUCAGUGCGUCAGUGCUUUACUGAUAAGUUGGGGUCGUCCGGGGACACUCUAGUUGUGAUUCCUGUAUUGCAGAGGGGGUUGAACUAGAUAAGCCUUGGGGUCCCUUACAACUGCACAGUUCUGUGGUGCUUGGGAGGGUACUGUGUGCCUAUAUGUGUGUGGUGUGGUGUGUUUUGGAGGGGGAGGUUUUAACAGCGCUUCCCAUUUAAUCUGCCGGAUGAAGUCCUUCUGAGCAGGUACUCCGCUACUGUCACAGCACAUGUAAAGUUUUUAAAGGCCUGAAAAAAGAGUUAAGAAUUGUGAGUGCUGGAUCUGCCCAAAAGGGGGCCCGUCUGGUCCAACAUCCUGGUCUCAUAGCAGCUAAGUGGAUGCCUAUUAUAAGAAGCCCACAGGUAGGGAGGUAGUUAUGGCAAAUCUGAGCUAGUAGUCAUGGAUCGCUUUAUCCUCCAUGAUUCAUUAAAAGCAUCACAAUUGGCAAAUUGUGGUUUUUUUUGGGGGGGGGUGUAGCUCAUGCCACCACCCUGGCAAAGCCAAAACCUUUAAAAGUCCGCUGACUGCCUCUGUCUCAGUAGACUUGCUUAAUCUGGUUUGUGUAGUGCAAGCUACUGCUAGACUCGCUCCUAAACACCCAUCCAAACCAAUGGUUCAUAAUUUGGCUCAAAAGACUUGGGGGGCUUUAAACCUGAGCUUUGCAGAAUGGAAGCCUGCUGGCUACACCCUGUUGCAUGCUCAUCCUGCUGCUCUUGUUUUUAUGGGAUCUUCCACAAGUCCAUACCUAAGUAUUUAUAACGGUGCCAACUCUUGGAGCAGGCAUAACUAGGGUGUGCCUGAUAGUGCCCCCAAUUGAAUUGGGGGGAACGGACCCAUCUGUAUUGUUUGUGCCCGUGAAAUCAGAAGGCUGCAUAGGAAUCUGGCUUAGAGGUUUGCGUGGAGGGCUGGCAAGGACAACAGCAGACCCGCAGAGGGCCAUAAAUCCCCACUGGAAAAGAUGAUUAUGUGAGGGGGAAGUAUAUUAGUCUUGAAACGGGUGAAGUGGAGUUUCUUCACUGGACUGGCUCCCUGCUCCCAAGGGUUGAGCACUUCAGUCCAUCUCAGUGACCCUAGAAGGCUCUCUCUCUCAGAGCUUUCUGGGGCCUCCCUGCUUGCCAAGUAUGACUUCUCUGGUCUCAGGCCUGGUUCUUUAAACAUGCAGAGGGAGAUGUCUAGCCUACCUGAUCUCAAGAGGAUGGCAAGUGGGGCCCUGCUUGCAUCUCCAUACCAAAAAAAGCACCUUGGGGAACUAUUUCCACGCGAGACACCAAAGAGCCAUCAAAAAGCUUGCCUACAACUAGUAAGGUUGUAAUCUCUUCACUCUAGGAACUGCCACCUGUCUACAUUGGUUGUCAACCAAUCUAGUAUUUGAAAUCUGCUUUGUUACAGCUUAAAGCAGCUCACCAUUCCUUUUUAUUUUUCUUCCUAAGGGCUGUGUCACUGGGAGAGGACUCCCUUUGCAUGUGGAAGGUUCCCAGUUCAUUCCUGGACCUCUCCCAAGCAAAGGUUGGGAAUCCCCUUGCUUUAAAACACCCAGGAGCUGCUGCCACUUAGCAUAGGCAGAUCUGGGUUAUGCGAACCGGUGGCCUGACUAUAAGGCAGCUUCUUGUGUCCCUAAGAAAUCUUGUCCAAAAGAGCCAUGAACAGGGUCAAAAUUCACCAGAUCUGUAACCCACUGCACACUUUCCUGGGAGUGAACCGCAUUGAACUUAAUGGCUUCUGAGAAGAUGUGCGUAGGACUAUUCAAGCACAAGAUUCAGGGAGCUGAAGAAACUGGAACCUUGGGUUUUAAAUUUCCUGCUUUUAAGGUGGCACUGCUGUCAGCAGUAUCACUAAGUUCAAGCGCAAGUAGCAGCGCUGUUUUCGCGUAAAGCGCUGAAGUCCAAAAACAGCUUUAGAGCACCAGAUUGGGGAAGCUUGAAACAAAGGACCGUGCGCAUCAGAGGCCUUGAGACACUGGCAGUUCCCACAAGCAGAAGGGAAAAGGAGCAGCUCUGAGUGGUCUUCAGGCCCGUUGAAUGACUGGCUUUUGUUCCUUUGCCUGAAUUGACUCUUGUUCUUGUGGGGUGACCAGAAGCACCAAUGGUUCAUAAUUUGGCUCAAAAGACUUGGGGGGCUUUAAACCAACCAGCUAGAGCAACUUCGCUGCGGGGUGAAUAUUUUGAAAGCUAGAUGAUCCUCUGGGUCUCUUGCAGCUCUACAUUUCUAUGAUUCUAAGAACAUCUUCGUUCACAGGGAAAGCCCUGAGGGCAGAGAAGAUUAUAGCAUGUAUUUGCAGCAUGCUACGAAAAAAUCCCCCCGGGGAGGCAGGUGUUGUGCAAUGGCAGCACAAACCUAUGGCUCCAAUUGGCUUGCUUGCUCCCUGUCACACAAGUGCGUCUUGCUGCUAUUGGCCGAAUUGUUUCUACUCAAGCCAUUGGCUUGAGGUGCUCUGAAUCCUAGGGCGAUAGAAGGCCUGGCCCAAUGAAGUCCCUGAGGAGUAAGACGAAAUCAUUGGGCUGUCAAGCAAAGGAGGCCUCUGUGCCAAGAGGGCUUGGACAGGAAGAUCUAGGAAUAAAGUUGCACAGACAAAAGCUUCACUUGAUGCUGAAAUAGCCAAAUCUAUUGGUGUGGUGAAAACGUUAGCUAAGUGGAAUCUGGCUUGAGUUGUGCUUGUGAGAGUGGUGUUGCUGGGAGCAUGGAGUGCAAGUUUGACCUAUGUUCAUGUGCUGAGCAUCUUUGCCGUAGGAGCACACAUCUGGGUGCUGGAUAUGCAGCGAAGCUGAAUAUUGGAAGAUUCAGGGCAGAGAAAAGAAACUUCUCCAUGUAGUGUUUAGUGAAACUAUGGAACUUGCUCCCAGAGGAGGCAGCGAUGGUUACCAACCUAGAUGGUUUUUAAAGAGGAUUAGACAAAUUAAUGGGUGAGAGGACUUAUGAUGGCUGCUAGCCGUGAUGGCUAUGCUCUGCCCUCCACAGUUGGAGGCAGCAAUGGGUCUGAAUCCCAGUUGCUGGAAACCACAAAAGCAGGCAGAGGGCUCUUGCGUUGAGAUCCUGGUUGCAGGUUUCCCAGUAAGGGUAUCUUGGCCACUGUGAGAACAGGAUGCUGGACACAAUGGCCUAUUGGUCUGAUCCACCAGGCUCUUCUUCCUUCCUUACAUUCUGAUGCCUACAGCACCCUUUUGCCUAGAAACUCUGGACUUCUCUCCUUUGUGGCAGGUGUGCUUAGUGCCCCUCUAGAGAACCAGUCCCCCUUCCAUGCACCGGUCAGACCUGAGCUGGGGCAUCAAACCUCACCAUGGUCUGUCAAAUCUCUUCAUGCCAACGUUGCAAAUGAUUUGGGGGCCCAAUUGUACCAAUACUCUAUGUGUACAAACUGCCUUCUCUUUUUGAAGAGGCAUAGAUCAUGCAAAUCCAGCACAUGAAGUGUACAUGAUAUACAUGUGUGUUGCCAGGGGGCGGGGGGAGACUGCUCACUCCUCCCACCUGAAUUGGCCACCAGCCUCAUAGGAAUUUCCUUGAAAGGGCACCACAUGAGCUUGGGCUUAUAGCUCAUGUGGGCACUCUCAGAUUAGACCUCAAUUCUUGUUCCUUGUAAACCUGAAUCAACUCCUCUUAAAGGCUUCCUACAAGACUGGGUUGCAAUUUAUUUCUCCUGUGUCUGUGCCUUGUUUUUAGGUUUAGGUUUUUACAUUUAUCACCUCUCUCUGCACAUCUGAUUAUUUUGCCAAGGUAACAACCUGGUUGCAGUAUCUGUUUUCCUAGCAUGAUUUUACUUAAGUAGUUAUUUUACCUCCAGAGUUAGGAGUGAGUUCUGCUGAGCUUAUUUGUAUUUACAUAUGGGGCCCGUUGCACGCAACUGCAGUCCUAUGCACAUGCAACCAAGAGUAAGCCAAAUUGGGAUAUGCAACCAAAUAAAUGUAGGUAGGACCAGGCUGUUUGUAAUUUGCAAACACUUCCAUCAUCCUCAGGACAAGUCUUAAAAGCUAGGCCAUGCUUGAGAGGGUUGUUUUGUGUGGGAGUGUGUGGGAGUAAUCCAUGGAACAAGUCUUAAAAGGUAGGACACAGUUUGGGUUUUGCAGUUGUGCGUCUGAAAAAUAAUUACAAGGCAUUCUUCAGAUAGAACAGACACAAAUAGCAGCUUCAGAAUAAAGAGCCCACUCUGCCAUCACUCAGGAAAAAAUGAAUCUGGUAUGAGCUUCUUGGAUUUGCCAAUUAAAAAUAUGAAAAACCCAGAGGGUGAAAUAUAGUCCUUUUCGGUGUUAGGAGGGAAAGUGGAAGGUUAGGGAUUUGACAUCAAUUUCAGGUGUUGGGUGGGGGGGCAAAAGAUAUGGGGAGCUCUCUGGCUCUCAUGAGCACUUGGCAGGGCCGGCCCACCCUCAAGGGAAGAUGAGGUGACCACUGCAGGUGGCUGGAUUCACAGGGGCAGAAGAUUGCAAUGUAGAUCUUUUCAUUUCAGGGAGGGAAGAAGCACCAUCUAGUGGUUCGUCUCAGGUGCCAAAACGUUUUGGGCCAGAUCUGGCAUUUUUAUACCACAUUGAUUCCAGUGGAAGGGAGUCAAGGAUAUGCACUUAACUCUCCUGGAAAAAAGUAGAAUUUAAGAGGAUGUCCUUGGCCAAAUCCUGCUCAUUCUAUGAAUUGCUCAUUGAAAAGACAUUGGGAUCCAAUUCAUACUUGGAUGCUUAAUGCUUAAUUUCUAACAUGUGAUUUUAAUGCUUAAAUAAGCCUUUUCUGCCUUUUGUAUGUGCACACUGAUAAUCUGGUUUAUAGGAUUUUAUGGAGCUGCUAGGGGGAUAUGGGAUCAUGACCUUUUUUCCUGUCAGGAACACCUGGGCCCUUGAAUCAGCAGCCUAACAGGGUUCGUAUGUAGUGUUAGUCAUACUUUUGAGUAAACCCACUGAAAAAAAAAAUGGACAUGGUUUAGGUCCAUUGUUUUCAAAGUGUCUACUCUGAGUAGAAUUCAGUUGGGCACAAUUCAAAGCUUGCCCCUUUCCCUAUCAUGGAUGGGCAGUGUUAGAAGUUGCACGUGUUGAAUUUCCACCUCCUACAGUACUUAAAUGAGAAAGGAAAAAAAUUACUUUAUUUAGAACACUGAUUAUCCUACAUAUGUUUUAAAUCAGGCAUGUCCAACAGGUAGAUCGUGAUCUACUGGUAGAUCACUGGAUGCCUGUGGUAGAUCAAUGGUAGAUCACUGGCUCCCCCCCAAAGAAGCUCAACAACUUUGGCUCCCCUAAAAAAAGCACCCCCCAAAUGGUGUUCUCCGUCUCCCUAAAAAAAGCUCAACAAAAACUUUGAUCUGAAGGCCUUAAAAAAGGGCCUUCGUCUUCCCCAAAUAAGCUCAACAACUUUGACCUGAACCCCCCAAAAGGGGGUAGAUCACUGCCAGUUUUAAACUCUGUAAGUAGAUCGCAGUCUCUUGGGAGUUGGCCACCCCUGUUUUAAAUAAAUAAAGGCAUUAAAGACCUUUAAAUACUGUAGGGGAGGUGGAAAUCCAACCAAGGCAGCUUUUCCCGAACUCUACCUAUCAGGCUGAAAGCUGCAUGCUUUAUGCCUGUUACGCAGAAAUUGGCUGGUUAUGUUUUGGUUUUAAUUGCAACAUGCAGUUCACUGUAUGGCCACAAAAUUCCUUUGCAGCUAGACUGUGUUUUGCCCUAAGCGUUCCCUGCCAACACUAGGGCCAUGCUUACUGGGUUGCCAACUUUUCAACUGGCCGCUGCAGCUAUGCAGCUUGACAGACAUCGUUCAGCAUGGUUAAAGCGUGCUCAUCACCUGCAUGCAGUGAGGGGAGCCUUUCCCCUUAGUACCCUACACACAAAUGCUGCCGGCAAAGGGCACAAGAGAGCAUAUCUGUUUCUGGUCAACUGGCAACCUCGCGUGCAAGCCUGCGAUCCAAGAAACCCUUCUUAGUUUGCAGGAGAAUCGGUGGCUGCAGAAUUUCAUUUCCCCGUCUGGCUUGUCGCGUUGAUCGGGAGGUGGGAAGGUGGGCGGAACUUCAUAUACUCGAGUCCUUGUUUCAGGAGGGGAGGGGGAAGGAAACUCCUUCCAGGGGGAGGAAGCCUAUUGGCCAGCUAGACUACCAAUCCGCGUUCUCUUCCUCUUUGCAGAGGCGGCCAAUCGGCGCGCGCGGAGUCCCACGCAAGCGGCUACUGUUCCCGGUUCGCAGUUUGCAAGGUGGAAAGGGAUGCUGGAGCGGCUUUUGCAGAGGGUGCAACUGGCAUGAGGGGACCCGGCGGUUUCCCACGUGGGAACUGAGGACUUGGCACGGGUUUCCUAAAAGAUGAAGGUCCUUUGGCCUUGGAGGAAGAUCUGGGCUGGGAAGAGCCAUCUCUGCAGGCUGUACAGGGCAGGUGCCCUUCCUUCCCACAUCUCUGAGCGCCUGGCGUUUUACGAGAAGCUAAAAGCUGCUGCGGCUGAACAAUGCGCCGAGCGGAGCCACAAAAACAGCCAGCCGAUCCGGAUUUCCCUACCAGGUGGCAGUGAAAUAAACGGGGAGGCCUGGAUGACCACGCCGUAUCAAGUGGCGCUGCAGAUCAGCCGGAGUCUGGCCCAGGGUGCUGUGGUGGCACGGGUGAAUGGGAGCCUACAUGACCUGGAUCGCCCGCUGGAGGGCGACGCCAGCUUGGAGUUUGUGGAUUUCGAAUCUCGGGAUGGGCAGGCGCUUUUCUGGCACUCCAGUGCCCACGUUCUAGGAGGUGCCGCCGAGCAUUUCUACGGUGCCUACCUGUGUCAUGGACCCAGCACUGAAAAUGGCUUCUUCUAUGACAUGUAUUUGGAUGAGGAAAGGACUGUGUCCAGUAAAGACCUGCCAGUCCUGGAGGAAAUCUGCAAGGAGAUAAUCUCCAAGAACCAUCCCUUUGAACGGCUGGAAGUGUCUCGAGAGGAUCUGAUGGAGCUCUUUAAGCACAACAAAUUCAAACUUCAGAUUAUCAACGAAAAGGUGACAUCUCCGACUGCCACCGUGUACAGGUGUGGGCCCUUCAUUGACCUCUGCCGGGGGCCGCACGUCCGGCAUACGGGAGAGAUCCGUGCACUGAAGCUCCUGAAGAACGCCUCCUCCUACUGGCACGGAGACCCUUCCAAGGAGUCGCUGCAGCGUGUCUAUGGCAUCUCCUUCCCCAGCUCCAAGCAGCUCACAGAGUGGGAACGGGCUCAAGAGGAGGCUGCCCAGCGGGAUCAUCGGCGGAUAGGCAAGGAUCAAGAGCUUUUCUUCUUCCAUGAACUGAGCCCAGGAAGCUGCUUCUUCCUCCCCAAAGGAGCGCACAUUUACACAACUCUCAUGGACUUCGUUAAGAGUGAGUAUCUCAAGCGCGGCUUCUCUGAGGUGAUCACCCCCAACAUUUACAAUGCCAAGCUGUGGGAGGCAUCCGGCCACUGGCAGCACUAUGCCGAGAACAUGUUCUCCUUCAGGGUCGAAGAUGAGACCUUUGCCCUCAAGCCAAUGAACUGCCCUGGCCAUUGCCUCAUGUUUGGCCACCGCCCCCGAUCUUGGAGGGAGCUGCCUCUCCGCCUUGCUGACUUUGGGGUUCUGCACAGAAAUGAGCCGUCAGGAGCCCUGACUGGGCUGACGCGGCUGCGCCGGUUCCAGCAGGAUGACGCUCACAUCUUCUGCUCCAUGGAUCAGCUGGAAGGAGAAAUUCAAGGCUGCCUGGACUUCCUUCAAGCUGUCUACUCUGUUUUUGGAUUCACUUUGCGCUUCUACCUGUCCACCCGCCCCGAGAAAUUCCUCGGAGAGCCUCACCUUUGGGAUCGGGCCGAGGAGCUGUUGGAAAAAAGCCUCCGAGACUUUGGACAGCCUUGGGAGCUCAAUCCUGGGGAUGGCGCCUUCUACGGGCCGAAGGUUGAUAUUCAGAUUAAAGAUGCCCUAGGCCGGCAUCACCAAUGCGCCACCAUCCAGCUGGAUUUCCAGAUGCCCAUCCGGUUUGAUCUCUCAUACGUAAGCAAAGACGGUGGUUUGGAGGAGAGACCAGUGAUGAUCCACCGAGCGGUCCUUGGCUCUGUCGAGAGGAUGUUGGCUGUCCUGGCGGAGAACUAUGGCGGGAAGUGGCCCUUCUGGCUGUCCCCGUUCCAAAUUAUGGUGAUCCCUGUUGGCCCAGACGUGGAGGAUUAUGCCUGCGAGGUCCACCAGCUCUUCCACCAGGCAGGAUUCAUGGCAGACAUCAAUGCCGACCAAAGCUUGACCCUCAACCGCAAGAUCCGAAAAGCCCAGCUGGCCCAGUACAACUUCCAGUUUGUGGUCGGCCGGAAGGAGAAGUCCAACCGUACCGUCAACGUCCGUAGCCGCAACAACCACCAAUACGGCGAACGGGAUUCGCACGAGGUGCUGCGCAGGCUCCACGAGCUCCAGGAAGCUCGUGUAAGAAAUGCUGAAGAGCUCUUCUGAAGGAGAGGCGAGACCCCCACCAUCAACUUGCCAGGACAUCCACAAGUAACAGAAACAACAGCAAAAGCUGUCGGUGUGUGUUUGUGGGUGUGAAUCAUUUCACAAGUGUCAUGCUUUUGGGGCACCUCAAGGUCACAAUAUGUUUCAAGAUCCUUGUCUUCACCCACAGUUUGGAGACUGAGGUCAUCUUAUCAAGCAAGGAAUCCUUGUUUGCUAGAGCUGAACCAGCCCAGGCCGUACAUCAAAGCCUCCCCGCUGCCUUCUCUUAACAUCCUUCGAAAUCUUGCAAUUUUUCAUUGUUGACUGGCAGAGCAGCAUGUACAACAACCAGGCCGCAGAAGAGCAGAACCCACUUUCUCAGAAAAGCUGUUUGUGGAAACGCAUUCUUGGAGGGAUGCCAAGUUUCUCUCCUUCACGCUGGCCAGUCUGUCUUUCAUGGUCACUGCAUCCCCUGCGGAGGCUCGUAAUUAAAAUACCUUUUCUUGAGAGCUUGGCUGGCGGUGUCAUUGAUUGGUUGGCCUCGCAGCAAACUACUGCAUUAGCCCCAGGCAACUUGGCAGGUCGAGGUCGGGGUCAGGCCAAGUUGUUCUUUUCUAAGGAUGCGUAAGGUGUGUCUUGUUGACAAGGGAUCCCAUUGAAACUGGUGCCUAGAGGGGGGGGGCAUUUAUCAGCAGGUGUGUGUGCAAAUUGCUCAGGUGAUUCAUCUUUGUCGCAGCUGGUUCCCGGAAAGCUGCGGAGGACCCACAGGUGGGAAGGGAAGAGAGAGACGCACACACACCUCUUCACAGGACUGAGUCAACAGCAGCUCAGCUCAUAAAUUCUACCUUGCCCCCUGCCCCUAAUAUCCUUCAUCAGAUGCAAAUAGGUCUCUUUAAUGGUUAUGUGAGUUAAUGCAUGGAAAUAGUUACUCAGGUUCGGCCUGUAUAACAUCCUGGUAGCAGGUCCAUCGGGCUCUUUUUGGUACUUAUGUUAAGUGCUUUUUAAGUUGUUUUAGCAUUUUGGUAUAUAGGGUGGUGGAGCCCAUAAGGGGUUUUUUUUUGGCGGUGCUGAGCAACAUUCAGGAAAGAACACCUUCAAGCCUUAAAAAAAUUACAGUCAUACCUCGGUUUAAGUACGCUUCGGUUUGAGUACUUUCAGUUUAAGUACUCUGUGGACCUGCCUGGAACGGAUUAAUCCACUUUCCAUUACUUUCAAUGGGAAAGUUCGCUUCAGGUUAAGUACACUUCAGGUUAAGUACGGACUUCCAGAACCAAUUACACUCAUAUACUUCGGGAUAAGUACGCUUCAUUUUGAGUACUCCACCAACCCGUCUGGAACAGAUUAAUCCACUUUCCAUUACUUACAAUUGGAAAGUUCACUUCAGGUUAAGUACACUUCAGUUUAAGUACUCUGUGGACCGUCUGGAAUGGAUUAAUUCACUUUCCAUUACUUGCAAUGGGAAAGUUCGCUUCAGGUUAAGUACAGACUUCCGGAAUCAAUUCUGUACUUAAACCGAGGUACCACUGUAAUUUUUGUGUGUCAUGCAUUGCUAAUGAAAGAGAAUGCAUCUGUUUGUGUAUAAAAUUUCUCUAAUAGUUAAAUCUAUUAAUUGGUUAUAUAAUUAUAAAUAUUUAAUUAAAUAUAUUAAUUAUGUACAUUAAAUAAUAUUAAAUAUAUUGUGAACACUUUUUAUUUUUGAUACAGAAUUUACUUCAGUGUGCGGCCUACAGGUCCUAUGUUGAAGUACUCUUGCGGCCCACUUGGCAUGAAAAGUUGAACCGCCCUGCUCUGUCCAUGUCAGGGCCGUCUUGAGUAUAUUUGGCGCUGUGGUGCGAUGGAUCCCUCCGGCGCCCCCGCCCUGCCCCGUUUCCCAGCGCGGCGGACGGGCGAAGCUGCACGGCCGGAGCUGCGUGGGCGGCCGCAGCUCUGCGGUGGGCAGGAGCCCUGCGCCACCCAGCCUGGCCGUAGGGCCAGCCCUGGUCCAUGUAUCUGUGGAACACUAAUAAAAAUAAUAAUAUGGUGGUGGCUUAAAAUUGAAUCUCCCAUGCUCAGAGGCAGUCUGCCUUGAUAUUUAUUUAUUUAUUGCUAUGAUGCUAGGAAGAAAAUAUCCCUUGGACGUCAGCUGCUGAAAACGGGAGGGGAGAAGGUGCCCCUCUGGUUGAGUUUCCUGUUGGGGCAGCACUUCGGCAUCUACAUUAAACUUUAAAUGGUCACUCUGCAUCUGAUUCAGCUGGGUUCCUCUUCUUACGUAACACACUUACG